Molecule: messenger RNA, 685 nt
Organism: Lytechinus variegatus (green sea urchin)
Lineage: Eukaryota; Metazoa; Echinodermata; Echinoidea; Temnopleuroida; Toxopneustidae
Exons: 2
Coding region: 294-680 (128 amino acids)
Source: RefSeq, a predicted model, not a curated record
GACUUGUAUACAGAUCGUUAAAGAUGUGUAGAUUUACAAUAAUUAUGAAAUGUAUGCUUGUCGAAAGGCGUUUCAUUAACAUUGCAAUCAAAGCAAUCAUUGCAAUCUAAUUUAGUUUUGUUUAAGAUGCAGUAAUCCCUGAUCAAAUAUAUCUGUAGGAAGAUUAUCUUGCAACGGAUGAGUUUGGAUCGAAUCUCGGAGACCCAGCGGAUCGAUCCCAUCUACACCCCCGAGAAUGUUCGCCUACACAUAAUGUAAAUGACUGUCGGUCAUCAACAACGGAGACGAGUUCGAUGUCGACCACGCAAGACAUGAUGGACGAGUUACUGGGUGACAUCAAUGCCAUGAUCGAGUCAGCAAGUAGCAUUGUUGAGGCUGCACGACAGAUACGUAACAUCGUACACCAAUCACUGGAGUGUGUGGACCUGCAUCGAUCUGGUGUGAGCCAGCUUGGUUUAAUCGGAACCAUCAAGGACAUCAGACGUGAAACCGUUCGGGCUGUCGUCGACGCUGACCGCGCUCAUCUUCGCUUUGCCAAGGUUCUAACCGAGUUCUGCCAGCUGCGUCGCUGUCUUCGACGGCUCGGUGUUUUGCCAUCCACGUCAAGCUACGGCGUACGGUAUAACAACGGCAGGAUGAGAAGCAACGGGGUCCGCGAUUUUGAAGAUACUGGAUUAUGAUGAAA